Molecule: messenger RNA, 1973 nt
Organism: Daphnia carinata
Lineage: Eukaryota; Metazoa; Arthropoda; Branchiopoda; Diplostraca; Daphniidae
Product: kinetochore protein NDC80 homolog
Exons: 17
Coding region: 94-1953 (619 amino acids)
Biological process (GO): attachment of mitotic spindle microtubules to kinetochore
Cellular component (GO): Ndc80 complex
Source: RefSeq, a predicted model, not a curated record
ACAACCGUUCGUUCCCAAUAUUGUGCGAAAAUUUGUCUCUAAAUUUUAUCUGAAUUUGCUUUCGUUUGGAUUUUUCAAAUUUACCAUUUGAAGAUGAGACGUUCUCAAGGCAGGCGUUCAUCCAACACUUUACCCAUACGUGCGUUGCCAGGAGUGGGAGUUAGACAAACAACCACUAAUCUCUCGACUAGUAUGGCUAGCGCUCAGAAAAGGAGCUCUUCUAUUCCCAGGCCAUCUUUUUCAUCUACAAUGAAAACAAAUUAUGCGCAGAGACAUGAGCAGAGUUUGGCAAUAGGCAUGACUCCAUCAAAAACUGGAAAUGUGUUGCGCCUUACUGGGGCCACACCUCAGAUGGGCGGUACCACUCCUCAAAGUCGUGGCAAUAUGUCAACAACUAUUAAUACUAAGCCAUAUCUUAAAGAAACAAGAAACCUCAGUGACAAGAAUUGUUUAUUGGAAAUGGGAAAGUCUAUAGCAGAAUUUCUAAAUGACAAUGGUUUCCCAGAAACUGUUAGUCACAAGGAAAUCCAAAAGAUAGACAAGCAAUCAUUCGUAAAAUACUUCAAUUUCAUAUACUUUUUCAUCGACGAAAAUUACCAAUUAGCCCCACGUUUCAAUGAAGAUGAUCUCAUCAAGAAUAUGAAGGAGCUUGGUUAUUGUGGAACAUUAGCAAAAUCUGCUCUAGUGUCUAUCGGUGCUCUACACUCGACAUCUCAAAUUGCAGGCCUUCUCAGCUGGCUAUGUGACUUUGUCCGAGCAAUCACUUUCGAAGAGGAAGACCAAUCCUUAGAAAACGUAGAAUUGAAAAUUAUGAUUAAUUCAUACAACGCUUGGUGUAACGACCUAAAUUUUGAUUUGACGGACGAAUUCCGUGCAUUUUACAGGGAGAAACAUCAGAUUGAAGAAGGACGUGCAGAACUGCUUGAACGUCAAAUAGCAGCGAUAAUUGAAGAAUACAGAGCCAUUGAGAAGAAAAGCUCUCAAAUCGAGGAACUAAAAGCUGAAGCGAAAAAAGAAGAAUGUAGGCUGGAAGAGAUCUCGGCAGUCGAGGUGCAACUGCAACAGCGCUGCCAAGAGCUACAAAACGAAGAGAGACAUCUUCUUCAACGACAUGAGGAGAUUAAGGAGAAAACCGCUGUUGGGCAAAAAGAGACUGCCGAACUCUUAAUAGCCGCAAAGAAUUGUAAAGUGAGCGCUGACGAGGCUCGUCGCAUUAAGGCUGCAAUUGCCGCCAAUUUAAGAGACCUCGCUGCUGUGACUGAGCAGCGCGAACAAGUAGCAAAACUCGUUGAGAAACGUGAGAUGCAGCUUGCCAAUAUUGCUGCCGAGGAUGUCAAAUUUGAUCGUGAACUAAAUGUUGAUCUGAUGGAUAUGGGAAUGACAAUCGCACCCGAUUCGGACCCUAAGGAAGCCCUUAAAAACUUUUUGGAAGGCAAGGUAAGUACCUUAUCUGACAUUGAGAGCCAAUGCAUUGCCAUGACAGAGAAAAAAGAGCGUACGUUAGCAGAAAUAUCUCAGUUAAAGAUGGAAUUGAAGCAUACAGAGCUGCUCAAGAGUCGAUUGGAGGAAAAGCUGCAAACGGUGAAAGCUGACCGCGAUGAAAUGGAACGACUUUACCUUUCCCAGCUGGCUGAGUUGGAGAAUUUGUCCGCUGCUCCACGUUCUGACCCACUUCAAAUGCGUCAGCAAUAUGAACUAGAAACGCUACGGCAAAAGUUUGCUGAGCAGAAAGUUCAAAUGAAUAAACAAGAGAAAGACCUGCAGGCGACUAUGGCUAAAUAUGCACAAGAGUUGAGAGAAGCUGAAGCUGAAUGUGAGAAAAUUGAAGCCACUACAGCCGAUUAUGUUGCCGUGUUGGGUGAUGGUUUCCGUCAGUUACUGGAGAUGGCCGAGCAAGGCCCCAUCACUCAGGAUAUCGUAAAUGCUUUAAUUCCUGACCCAAAUUACAACUGAAUACUUUUUCCUUUUGGAUU